Messenger RNA from Bemisia tabaci, 2639 nucleotides. RefSeq lists its product as uncharacterized. NCBI's taxonomy places the organism in Eukaryota, Metazoa, Arthropoda, Insecta, Hemiptera, Aleyrodidae. Gene Ontology annotation, biological process: cell differentiation; regulation of transcription by RNA polymerase II; anatomical structure morphogenesis. Gene Ontology annotation, molecular function: RNA polymerase II cis-regulatory region sequence-specific DNA binding; DNA-binding transcription factor activity, RNA polymerase II-specific. The record is from RefSeq and is a predicted model, not a curated record.
GCUCCCGGCACGCCCCCCGAGGGACGUCGCCGCGACGCACUCGGCCCGCAAUCAGUCAGUGUUUUCAGUUCCCCUCGUGUUCUCAGAUGGUGUUAGAUCAAAUGUGUUUAGUUAUGGAAGACACAGGUCGCCUUUUCCUGGGCUACCGCGGCGACUACCACAUAGCGCAGCCCCACGCCGGCCCGGCGGCGCCCCCUAGCGCCCCCAUGCUCACCCCGUUCGACGCCCCGCUGGACCUCCGCCCGGCGCCCCCCGGGGCCCCCGCCGAGGGCCCCCUCACCCGCGUCCUCCCCAGCGUGGACGACGAGUCCGAGGACAUCAACGUCGACUCGGACGAUUCCAGCGACUCCUCGCUCAUCCAGACACAAGGCUUCCAGCGGCACUACGGCCAGACGGACCCGAAACCCGGCGACGAAGACGGGGCCAGCCCCGGACCCGACGGCGACGACUGCGACAGCAAGAAGGGCUCCUCCAACUCACUGGUAAAACCACCCUACUCCUACAUCGCGCUCAUCACGAUGGCCAUCCUCCAGUCCCCGCACAAGAAGCUCACCCUCAGCGGCAUCUGCGAGUUCAUCAUGUCGCGCUUCCCGUACUACCGCGAGAAGUUCCCCGCCUGGCAGAAUUCCAUCCGGCACAAUCUCUCGCUCAACGACUGCUUCAUCAAGAUCCCCCGGGAGCCGGGCAACCCCGGCAAGGGCAACUACUGGACGCUGGACCCGAUGGCCGAAGACAUGUUCGACAACGGGAGCUUCCUCCGGCGUCGCAAGAGGUACAAACGCCAGCCACCGGACUUCCUCUUGCGCGAGCACCACGCCGCUGCGGCCAUGGCCUCCUUCCUCGGGCCGGACCCCUAUCACCCGGCUCUCCUCGGCCACCACCCCCCGCUCCACCACGGUCCUUACUCCUAUUUGUCGCCCCUGCCGCCGGCCGUGCCGCUUCUCCCGCCGGCCGAGCUCGCCAGGCUGUCCAUCGGGCUCAACCUUCUGUCCAACUCGAACCAACCCCUGAAACCUAUCCCUGUCUCGGCCAACCAGCCGCCUACCACCCGCACGACGCUCUCCAAGACCACGUCCGGCUUCAGUAUAGACUCCCUCAUCGGGAAGGGCGACUCCCGCGAGGAUAUGAAACUCAAGACGCCCAAACACGAGCCGGUCGCCCGGAGUCUGGAUUCGGCUUUCACGCCGCUGACCACUUGGGACAGGUGAAACUUGUCCAGGUCAUUGACCUGUGCGCGACCUCUUCCGUUUGACUGUGAUAAUUAUAAAUGAACUUACCGUGUAGUCUCUAGCUUUUUCGACCCGUGUAUAGUCUUGUAAAUAGCGUCGAGUCUAGUGAAUAGUGCAAAUACCAAAAGCUCACCUCCCGUCGAUAUUACCAAGUUUUCCCAUUCAAACGCUCUUGGAAAUAGUCGGAAAAGUGAAAAGUGUAUCCAAAAUAAACUUUCGCGUGAGCGGUUACUUCACAAUUAUCUUGCCCGUGGAUUUCUCAUCAGUCUGUUACGACACUAUGGAGUCACUUCUGACAAGAUGUCUCGUCACUCGCUUCUCAUCAAAUUACCAGGAUCAGAAUGUCUCAUCUACAGGCAAACAACCAUAAUGGACACUCCUCCGAUUCUUCCCGGCCGACCAUCAUCCACUGAUCUGCUUCUUUUCCGAACUGAAACUGAAAUCUGUUGGAAACCAGUAAGAUUUAAGUCAUUUAAUAACCAUUUCUUGAUUUUAUCUUUUAAUUUUUGCAUUUCUUUUUUUCUACUUCCGAGAGUGCAAUGCAGAAGUCAAAUACUUUCCCGACUCUUCUCAUUCUCCUAAUGGUUCUUCCUCGUUGUGAGGAAUCAUUUUCAACUAUUCAUACUAUAGUAUCAUUAUUCGGUGUAGGAAUCAUUCAUUCCUAAAAUAUGACGCACUUCGUAAAAAAAAGAAGAAGAUAGGAUUGGUUCAUUUUACUACUUUUACACCUGAUUUUCGUCCUUUUAAAUCUGUUUAAACCCUCAUUCCAGUCAUAUUUUAAAAAAAGUAUACGAUGAGUUUAUACAUUUUUGAAAAAAAUUCUGCCUGAAUUUAGGUUCGUCACAUCGGGCUCUCAUGUCUGAUACCAUCAAUGAGUCGAAUUUUUUAGCACCUGCCUAUCAUUAAAUGAAGGUCAAAUUGGCUUUUAUACGCACAUGACGAACAAAUAAAAUUGAAAACCGAGAAUAUGUUUCGAGUCACUGUCAAGUUCUUCUGUUCUUAAAAUUUCAAUGUCUCAUAUAGCCAUGAGAAAUAAGUACAAAAACUCCCGUCAGUAGGUAAUUUUGAGAUGGCCGAAGUCAAUCAAUCCGUUAAUUGUAGGCAUGAUAAAUAUUUUACUUGCCUUUGGGAAAUACACCAUUUAAUGGCAUCGGGAAUAGCAUAUCACUACACCUAUAUUGAUGAUGAAACUAGAGAGCCCUGUUUCUCUGUUCGUAACGAGGAAAACUUUCUGUUACAUUUCAUUGACACUGCAACCGUUUUUGCCUCGUUUCUCUCUCCUAGAAAUGUAUUCUAAAAAUUUCAUGCAAAAAUAUCAGUUUUAUAGUUUUCCAUAGAAAGUAAGAGAGAGCAGAAUUUUCGCAACAAUAUAAUUUAUAUUUUUCUGCGAUUUGCAAGGUGAACAUAGAA